Cokeromyces recurvatus is the source of this 219-nucleotide messenger RNA. RefSeq lists its product as uncharacterized. Lineage: Eukaryota; Fungi; Mucoromycota; Mucoromycetes; Mucorales; Mucoraceae. The annotation marks the transcript as partial. The transcript has 2 exons. The record is from RefSeq and is a predicted model, not a curated record.
AGAGAUAGAUUAAAGAUCAAAUUAUUUAAAAUAUACAAAAAAGCCGAAAAAGAAGACCGAAAAGUCAUUGAUAUUUUAAUCAAUUUAUUAAACAAAUUACCGAAUGAAGAAACUAUAAACUAUACUAUUGAAGAAGAAGAGCUUAUUAACAACUUCGUUGAUCCUAUACUCAGUCCUUUAUUGCAUAGACCAGAAAAAGAAAAACAUUUUUUAUGGUAA